Molecule: messenger RNA, 2942 nt
Organism: Colius striatus (speckled mousebird)
Lineage: Eukaryota; Metazoa; Chordata; Aves; Coliiformes; Coliidae
Gene: DCLRE1B
Product: DNA cross-link repair 1B
Exons: 4
Coding region: 43-1431 (462 amino acids)
Biological process (GO): double-strand break repair via nonhomologous end joining; interstrand cross-link repair; protection from non-homologous end joining at telomere
Molecular function (GO): damaged DNA binding; 5'-3' DNA exonuclease activity
Source: RefSeq, a predicted model, not a curated record
CCCGGCUCCGGCCCCGGCCCCGGCCCCGGGCGGGCGGCCGCCAUGAGCGGGAUGGUGAUCCCCGGUACGCCCAUCGCCGUGGACUUCUGGAGCGUGCGGAGGGCGGGCGCUGCCCGUCUCUUCUUCCUGUCGCACAUGCACUCGGACCACACGGUGGGACUGUCGUGCACCUGGAGCCGCCCGCUGUACUGCUCGCCCCUCACCGCACGCCUCCUGCGCCGCCGCCUCCAGGUGCCGACGUGCUGGAUCCGGCCGCUGGAGGUGGGACAGAGCCAUGCGGUGGGUGAGGAGGUGACAGUGACGCUGCUCGACUCCAACCACUGUCCCGGCUCUGUCAUGUUCCUCUUUGAGGGCACCUUUGGCACCAUCCUCUACACAGGGGAUUUCCGCUACACGAGCAGCAUGCAGGCUGAGCCGCUGCUGCAGGGCCGCCACAUCGACCGCCUGUACCUGGACAACACACACUGCCACCCGCAGCGGCCCCUGCCCUCGCGGCAGCUCGCCACGCGCCAGGCUGCCCACGUCAUCCGCAUGCACCCGCAGCACCACGUGGUCAUCGGUGUGUACAGCCUGGGGAAGGAGACGCUGCUGGCAGACCUUGCCGUGGAGUUCAGGACCUGGGUGGUGGUGAGUCCCCGGCGCCUGGAGCAGAUGCGGCUGCUGGAGCUGCCUGAUGUGUUCACCUCCGAGGAAGGGGCCGGCUGGAUCCGUGCUGUGGAUGUCGCUGAAAUCCGCUGGGACACGCUCGUCGGCUGGAACAUGCUGCACCCCACCAUUGCCCUUCUUCCCACCGGCAGGCCCGUGAAGGUCACCCACCCCAACAUCCACCUCAUCCCGUACUCCGAUCACUCGUCCUUUGCAGAGCUGUGCGAGUUUGUGAAGUGGCUGAAACCUUGCUCGGUCAUUCCCAUUGUGAAGGGUGGCAUGUGCCAGUCUUUCUUUCAGAAGUACCUGAGUUCUGUCCCCCAGGCACUUCCCGACUUCAAACUCCCAAAGCCCGUCCAAGAGCCCCCACAGCAGCAGAGCAAAAGGACGAGGCAGGAGCCUGUGUGUCUCUUGCAAAGAACUGCCCGGCAUUCUGUGCCCCGAGGAGUUGUUUAUGAGUCCCCAGAGGAAAGUACUGAGGAAUCUGAAGAGCUCGGGGGUGGUCAGGUUCCUGAGCAGAGCUGCUGUGAGUCAGCUUUCUGCUUGAAAGAAUGUUGCACUUGUCACAGGGGCAGAGAGAAAGAGAAAGAAGAGUUGGGUGGAGAGCAGCCAGGAGUCGCAAGAGCAGCUAAUGCCAUUAGCCAGGCACCUUUUUCUGAUGAGCACUUUCCAACUGGAUUUGCAGAGCAGUAUUUACUGACUCCCUUAAACAUCCUAAAGCAGAAUUCCUCACAGAAGUUCGACAGGCUGGUAGAGGAUUUCUUUAGGAGGGGAGAAGCAUCCUGAAAAGUCACACGACACUUGCCCAUGCUGAUGCAGUUCACAGCAGUGAUUCCAGAGGUCUUACUACUGCAUCCCACUCUCUGUGUUCAAGUUUCCCAUCGGGAGAGAGGAGCUCAGCUAUGGGGCUCUGCAUUCCUUACCUCUCACUGGAGGUCAAGAAGGAAACUAGAGCCAGUGUGUGCGCAUUUGAUUUUUAGGAAGCUGUAUUUAUUGUUCUGUCUGAUGUCCGGGUCUCCACACUACACUCAGGCAGUGCACUCCCACUUUACCCACUCUCUGCAGUGACUUUACCUGUCUCUUGUGACAAAAGAUACUGGAGGGUCAAUUCAAGCUGACUGCAGAGGGCAGGAGCUGCCUGCAGCUGCAGUAAUUAAUGGGGAUGGAUGUGAGGGAAGAAGGGGGAAGCUGAGAGCUCCAAAGAUUCUUCUUUCUACCUGUAAGGACUGAAUGGUUCAUUCCAAAGUGCAUUAAAAGUAUUAUGUAUUCAGGUACAUUUGAAAAACAAUGCUUAAAGAAAUCUAGAAAGUGAAGUGCCUCUAGGUGUAUUCAUCUGUUUUGUGUCUAUUAAUCUACAGAUGCACAGCACUGCUUGUGCACUCAGCCUACUGCAGCUGGACCCAGUUCUGCUCACAUUAAGAUCAUCUUAAAGGUGAUCUCUAAAGCACUAUCUUAAAGUUAAAAGCACUACCUUAAAGUUGUUCAGCUUUUCAUUACUUUCAACACAAGAUGUUUUAUGUGAUCUUAAUCAGGAUCUAAGUCCUUCUGAGUCUCCUCAGAAGUCCUGCAAGGUCUCCAAGACCAGGCGAGCAGAUGGAUUGAAUCCUCUAAAUCAAGCUAGGAAAGGCUGUUUGAGUAAAGCUGCCUCUAGAUGCAGCAGCCACACCUGUUAAAAGACAAGGCUGUCCUGAACAGUAAUCGUGGUGACAGGCAGAGUGCGUAGGUUUAGAGAGCUGUUGGGCAAACACGAGUCCUAAUGCUGUGCCUGUGAAAUUCGUCACUAAUAUCAGCAGUGGGACUGCCUGUUGGUUCUGCCUGCCAGCUGCUACGGGGAUGCUGGGAGUGAUGGAGCAGCACUCUGUGAAAUACCCUUCAAAAGGGGCAGCAAGGGCAGCUGAGGCCUCUUGCUGUGGUCAGUAUCAUCCUGUUUCUUGGAGGUUUCUGUAUGGAUCAUUUGCUAAUCAAAACAACUGCAGAGCUCCAUCAGGCCAGUGUGAGUGGAGACACCUGCAUCUUUUGUAACAUCCCAGACUGGCAGGGAAAUAGUUGUGCUAUGCUCCCAGUGUUUUGCCUGUUGCUGGCUGCCUUGGAGAUGCAGGCUAUCAUUUAGAUUGUUGAAAUUGAAGUGACUCAUUUGACAGGGAGGUGAGUGAAGCGGUGCCUGAACUCCCAGAUUCCAGGUCCUGCUCUCCCAUGCAGCCUCUCCAUUGCUCAGGAGGAAUGUCUGCCUUCUGAGUCACUGCUCCAUUUGGGUAUGUUGCAAGUGGCCUUGAAGCUCUGAUGCAUUUCAAUGCUGA